AAAAGUUAGAGAGAGAGAGAGGGGCAAAGACCAAGCGGUGUCGUUUCCUUCGUAGUUGUGAACAAAAGCUUCUCGUUUUCUAGGAUGUCGACGUCGUCGUCAAAGAAGAUCGUGCUUCGGAGUUCGGACGGCGAGUCUUUCGAGGUGGAGGAGGCGGUGGCGCUGCAGUCGCAGACGAUAAAGCACAUGGUGGAGGACGUCUCCGACGACAGCGCCAUCCCCUUGCCCAACGUCACCAGCAGAAUCCUCUCCAAGGUUAUCGAGUACUGCAACCGCCACUCCGAUGCCUCCUCCUCCGCCUCCGCCUCCGCCUCCGCCGGCGCCUCUGACGACAAUGAUCUCAAGUCCUGGGACGCCGAGUUCGUCAAGGUUGACCAGGCCACUCUCUUCGACCUCAUUCUGGCUGCAAACUACUUGAACAUCAAGAACCUGCUGGACUUGACAUGUCAGACCGUGGCAGACAUGAUCAAGGGAAAGACCCCAGAAGAGAUCAGGAGUACCUUCAAUAUCAAGAAUGAUUUUACUCCCGAGGAAGAGGAGGAGGUUCGGCGUGAAAACCAGUGGGCUUUUGAGUGAUUUGCGGUUGGUUUUUUGAGUUUAAUGGAUGGGAACGACUUGGUGGAUCAAUGUGGGCUUUUCAAAAACAAAACAAAAAAGGGAUCAUAUGGUGCAAGUUUAGUGUUGGUUUUACUCUAGGCGUAGUUGUUCAUCUUUAUAUAGUGUUUUUGGCUGUGGAGCUUAGCUUUACUCGCUUUUGGGCUCCUCAAAUUGUAAAGAAUUGCCGGAUAUUUUGAUCAGGGUUGGCAGUGUUUUAUGCUCUUUAUCUAAUUAAUAUGACAAUGGUGUUCCAUAUUUUCGGAAA
Morus notabilis is the source of this 862-nucleotide messenger RNA. RefSeq names its product SKP1-like protein 1A. Gene Ontology annotation, biological process: SCF-dependent proteasomal ubiquitin-dependent protein catabolic process. Gene Ontology annotation, cellular component: nucleus; cytoplasm. The transcript has 2 exons. The record is from RefSeq and is a predicted model, not a curated record. Gene Ontology annotation, molecular function: cullin family protein binding. NCBI's taxonomy places the organism in Eukaryota, Viridiplantae, Streptophyta, Magnoliopsida, Rosales, Moraceae. The coding region runs from base 85 to 576 and encodes 163 amino acids.